GCCAUAAGUCACACAUUGUAUUCAAAAUGAGCUCUGCUGAGACAGAAGGAUUUCUUAAACACUUGGCAGCCACUGUCCCCCCGCUUGAAGAACCUGAAGGAGGAAACCUCAUUAGCUACCAACAGCUAUGCGAGUCUGUGAGUUCAUACCUUAUAAGUCUUCGAGCUGAAAGCUUUGAACUACCGGUGGCAUUGAGACGGUCAGAGGAGAUGCUGCUGUACCAAGCGAGGCAGAUCACUGUUCUUGAGUUCUGGGGACUCUCUGCUCAUGCCGCUUUUCCUCCACCCCCAGAAUCCUCAGCAGCAAAAUAUCGAGCAACAGCACUGUAUCGCAUUAAGCUUCUGACAGGAAGGGAAGAUAAGGAGCCAGAGAGCAUUUCACCAUUGAAGCAAAUCGAACAAGCACCAAGCCCACAGAAAAUUCGCGAACCAACCACACCAGACGUUUCCGUUUCACCUUUUCGCAUAUCCUUCCGGAAGCCUCAAGCCUCGAUCAAAUCAAGAUCCUAUCGGAAACAAAAGCUCAGCCAUGAGGAUUCCGAAAUAGAGCAGCAGACAACUUCUCCCCAACUUCAAGAUUUGCAAAAGUCUCCUGCACUUCCGGCCGUAGCUCGGCAAUCAAGUACAACACCACAUCCGAGCUUUGCCAGCUGCAUAAGAAAAGAAGAUGACCAAUCCGCACGAGUGAAGACAAGCAGUGAUCCACAGAAAAUGGCAGUCAAUACAUCGCAACCCAUACCUCAUGUGCUGGAUGGUAACACUUACCCAGCUAACCCUUUGUCUAUUGUCACGGGAGCAGUUGAGAAUCAACAUACAGUGCCUCCAAUCUGGCCAAGUAUCAAGCUCCAAGACAGCUGGGAUCCCCUGACAGGAUUUCCAUCAGGUUCAUUCGUAUUCUCCACCAACAAAGCCUUCGCUCGAAUCAUUGGGCCUAUCACUCCGAGCGUGAAGGGUGAAAUAAUUGCAAAGGUCAACGACUUGUUUCCUCUUCUUCGUCUGAGAUGGGAACGAACCCCAAUGAAAGCCGAUGGAAGAAAAGACCUGGCUGUUUGGGUUGAGUUUGGGAUUGGAGUCUCGCGGACGGACCGCAAAGCUGUCGAACAGAGGGAUAUGAUGAUCGCAGGGCUACUUGAGUUCUAUCAAAGGGAUGUCUUAGGUGCGGAAGACUAUCUUCACACGUUUUUUAAACGGAAUAUAGAGCGGCUUCAAGCUUAA
Molecule: messenger RNA, 1214 nt
Organism: Cadophora gregata
Lineage: Eukaryota; Fungi; Ascomycota; Leotiomycetes; Helotiales; Ploettnerulaceae
Exons: 2
Coding region: 27-1214 (395 amino acids)
Source: RefSeq, a predicted model, not a curated record